CCUCGCUGCCCGCGGCUCCUCGGCCCCCUCGUGCGCCCUCGCUCCCCGGCGGCUCCUCGCGCGGGGCCCCGGACCCCCGAGGGAAGAUGGCCGCGGAAGCGGCGCGGAGCUGGCUGGACGCGCUGGCCCAGCAGGCCGAGGAGGGCUCGGCCCCGCUGCGGGAGCUGCUGUCGGCCGGCCUCUACCUGCUGCGCACCGAGCUGGGCCUCGACCUGGGACUGGAGCCGUACAGCUACCCGGCGUGGGUGAUCCUGCUGGGCACGGCGGCGCUCGGGCUGCUGCUGCUGCUCCUGCUUGGGUUGGGAUGGGCCGCGGCGUGCGCCGGGGCCCGCCAGAGGCGGAGGAGCCCGCCCCGCCGGCGGGAGGAGGCAACGGCCCCGGCUCCGGCCCCGGCCCCGGCCCCGGCCCCGGAGGACGGAAUCCUCCUGAAGAGCCUCAAGAGCGAGGAUUCGAGGAAGAAGAACCGGAAGAGACUGGCCGAGAAGCCCAAGCCAAAUGGACGAACUGUGCUUGAAGUGCCAGAUGAAGAAGUAAUUGUAGCUCCUCGAAGAGAAAUGGCAAAACAACAUCAGCAGCAGCAACAGCAGCAACAGCAACAACAACAACAACAGCAACAACAACAGCAGCAGCAGCAGCAGCAGCAGCAGCAGCAGCUAGAUGGAGAAAAGAAAAAUGAAAAGUUAAAGAAAAAUAAGAAGAAAUCAAAGUCAGAGGUUAAAGCAGUGCAGAACAGUUCACGCCAUGAUGGAAAGGAAGUUGAUGAAGGAGCCUGGGAAACUAAAGUCAGUAACAGAGAGAAACGGCAGCAGCGUAAGCGCGACAAGGUGCAGCCUGAUACUGGUCCCUUGGAUCCAGCUGUCUCGGGGAUAGAAAGUGCCUAUACAGUAACCACUGAGCAGCUUAUUACAACUUCGUUUCCCGUUGGUUCCAGGAAGAAUAAAGGUGAUUCUCUUCUCAAUGUUCAAGGUAGCAACUUUAAGUCUGGAAAAGGAGAUCUCACCCUUCAGGGAUUGAAUGAAAACCCUACUGUAAAUGGAGGCAGCUGGAAUGAAAAGUCCAUAAAAAUCCCUUCACAGAUCAGUGCAGGUGAGGAGAAAUGGACAUCUGUGUCAUCUGCUUCAGCUGGAAAGAGGAAGAUUGAGCCAUCUAUUUGGGGUCAGGAUACUGGAGAUACUAGUGCAAAUGGAAAAGACUGGGGUGUGUCCCUGGUGGGAAGGACCUGGGGUGAACAUUCAUUAUUCCCUGGCAUUGCUUCUUGGUCUGGUGACGUGGACAGAAGGGUAAAUAAUUCGGCUGAGCAGAAUUCUGCUCCUUUUCCAUCUCUGGCACUCACCACUGCAGUUUCUGGGUCUACCACUGAGGUUUCUCAGUCUACUGCUUCUGAUUUUCAGUGGGAUGUAAGCCGUAAUCAACCCCAUAUCGAUGAUGAAUGGUCUGGGUUAAAUGGACUUUCUUCUGCUGAUCCCAGCUCUGAUUGGAAUGCUCCAGCUGAAGAGUGGGGGAACUGGGUAGAUGAAGAGAAGGCUUCAUUUCUGAAAUCCCAAGAGUUAGUCCAUGAUGACAAAUUUUCAGAUGAUGAUAAAGAAAAGGAAGAUGUGCCUCUUCAAAGUUCUGCAUCUGGUAAAUCUAAAAAGAAGAAAAAGAAAAAGAAGAAGCAAGGUGAAGAGACUAACACUCCUACACAGGAUACAGAAGAAUUAGAGAAAGAGUUUAGAGAAGAUUUCCCAAUGGACACCUCUAAAAUCCAUACAAAACAGAAAAAAGCUCUUUCUUUGAAGACCAUGAGCACUAGUGAUCCACCUGAAGUACUCAUCAAAAGUAGCCAGCCUGUUAAGACUCUUCCACUUGCUGUUUCUACCGAGCCAUCUGUAAUUUUAUCACAAAAUGAAUCUGACAAGAUCACUUCCCAAGUGCCCCAGACGCUACAAGAGACAGCUGUUUCCAAGCCUAAUCUUAAACAGAAUAGUGUGCCUCCUUCCCAGACCAAGUCUGAAGCUAGCUGGGAAUCUCCCAAACAAGUAAAAAAGAAGAAAAAAGCUAGACGAGAAACGUGAAUGUUUUAUCCUGAAUUGGACAUGUGUUGUGCAGACACUGUCUUGAAGAUUAUGCUGUUUAUGCAAUAAUUUGUGAACAUGUACAGAAUUUUAUAUAAAUUUCAACUGAUUUUUAAAGACAAAACUGCUGUGAAUGCAACCAUCAUUAAAAUGGAAUCAAAGGAAAGUUAAUUUGCGAAAUUAAGAGUUCAACAGAACAUGCAACAUUGCUGGAAGAUGCUUAGGAGUCUCUUUUUCAAUUUUAUGAACUGUGUUAAUUUAAGAAUAGAUCUCCUGGUUUUACAACAGUGCCCUGUUUACAACAGAUUGUGUUCUGUCUCAUCUGCAGCCGAGAACCUAGAGGAGUAUUUAGAGAAAGGGUUGACUAUAAAAUAGUGGGUAUUUCUUGCAUCUUUGAUUCAGAUUGUCUGCCAUUUGAAUUUGCUUCAUAUGUAAAUCAAAGUGCUUUGAUUAAUUGCAUAAUCUUCCACGUUUUGCAUAUUUUUGGUAGCAGUGUGUGUAUUAACGGAGAUACAAGUGCAAGUACAAAAUCAUUUAUUGUCAUUUAUUUAGCUGAACCUUUAUGGUUUAGUUGACAGUUAAAGAAAAAUGCUUUCAAUUAAAAGAUCAGAAAUGCAAUUGACACUUGAGUAUGGUUCAUGAAGUUAUUUUUGAUAGUCUUAAAUUACUUGAAUUCUUCAAAGUGCAGUAUAUUUUUAAUUAUAUUACAAAAACUCAACUAUGUGUAUAUGGUCUUGUUUCUGUUGUUUCCUUUUAAAAGUUCAUGCUCAUGUUUAAUUGCUCAUUUUAAAUGAUGUGAAUUCUUUUAGUCAAACUCUAUAAUUCACCUUUUCCCUUUCCCAAGCAAAUAUUUUUACCAGCUUCAACUUUUCUCUCUCGCGCUCUCUCUCUCACUCUCUCUCUUUCUCUCUCUCUCUCUCUCUCUCUCUUUUUGCUGAAAUGUCUUUUGACUUUAAAAUUUAAAUCAUUCACACACUAGUUAUACAAGACAUCAAAGUUUUGGUGGAGAAUGGAAGACUAAAAUCAGACAGCUUUAAUUGACAUUGUCAAGAACUCCAGUUAUCAGGAAUACAUUUUUUUACUGCCUUAACCUGUAGUGUGUAGAAUAUGCAUCUAAAUUUCUUGAGGGGGGAUUAGUGUUUUUAUAAGAAUUUUCAUGUAAGUAUUGCAGUUGUAGUUAAAUAAGGAACAUUUCCCACUUGAAACUGUAUUGAUUUAAAUGAUGUGUGAAAUGUUUCAUUUUCAGGCACUGUGUAAUUAUAUUGUAAUGAAAGGGCAGGUAUCUUUGUAUCUAUAAAUAGUGCAUGCUCAGCCAUGUACACUGUAAAUAGCCUUUACCAAAUGUGUUUGACAAGGACCAUAAUUAACAUCCCUUAGUGAAUUGUGAUCAAGAAAAAAAAAAAAAGCCAUGAAUUAUUUGAUGCAAUUGGCUUUAGUUGUUUUUACGUGCUCAGAGAAAUUGUUUGUAACAGCUGUAACCAAUGGUACUGAUCCAACCACCCAAUAUUGUCUUAUUUUACUUGACAGCAGUUUGGUAGUAUUAACUUACAAAUGCUAGAAGGGGUAGAGAAACAAAAUUACUUUAGUUUUUGCUGAAGAUUGGCCUUUAUCAAUGAACUGCUUUCCUAAUAGUGAUUGCUUACUUUUAUACAGGUGUUAACAUCUGUUUCAGGAACAUGGCAGUAUGUUUACAUGUUCAAAGUUUUGUUUAAUUCAGUGACACUUCUAAGUUGAUUGUUUAAAUAAAUUGAGCAAAUGA
Messenger RNA from Sarcophilus harrisii (Tasmanian devil), 3813 nucleotides. It is a transcript of the gene MTDH, whose product is annotated as metadherin. The record is from RefSeq and is a predicted model, not a curated record. Gene Ontology annotation, cellular component: nucleus. Gene Ontology annotation, biological process: negative regulation of apoptotic process; regulation of transcription by RNA polymerase II; positive regulation of canonical NF-kappaB signal transduction. The coding region runs from base 87 to 2054 and encodes 655 amino acids. Lineage: Eukaryota; Metazoa; Chordata; Mammalia; Dasyuromorphia; Dasyuridae. The transcript has 13 exons. Gene Ontology annotation, molecular function: transcription coregulator activity.